AUGCUCUCGUGCAUCAACACGGAUACCGUAAUAGUAUUAAAAUGAAUUGACGAAAAAUUGCCCAACCGGAGCCACCCGACCGAACGAGCACUGUUAAUGCUAAAAUCACGACGGUGAGAAAUGAUGUGGCUCUCUGAAAAUCUCCUGAAAACAUCUCAUCGGUCGCCGUUUUUUUCUCUCUCUAAUUCUCUCUCUUCUCCCAAAUGUCUCUGACGACCACCGCCGUGGUUACACUCGUUAAUAGCACAACACUGAGCUCAGAGAAACCCAGGUUUCCAUCUUUCGCCUCCCAUCUAUUAACUACCAAAAGGGCCUCGCGCUUCAGCCGGUAUAAAGCGCACCUAAAGAAAAUCUGUCAUCACCAUCACCUCUCCGGCAUCAAAUUCCGGCUACCCAUUUCGCCUGUCAUGCAAUGGCAAGAUUGCACGGUGAGAAAGGAGGUGGAUGUGCCAGUUUCAGUUGCUUAUAAUUGUUACUCCGAUCGUGAGGCUAUUCCUCAGUGGAUGCCGUUCAUUUCAUCUGUUAAGAUUCUGGAAGAUAGGCCUGAUCUAUCACGUUGGUCACUGAAGUAUGAAGCAUUUGGCCGUGAUAUUGAAUUCUCGUGGCUUGCUCGAAAUAUGCAGCCUAUAAAGAACCAGAAAAUCCACUGGAGAUCUAUGGAGGGUCUUCCUAAUAGGUGGCAGAAAUUUUUCACGAUGGGUUUUAUCUUGGGAGCUGUAAGGUUUUUCCCUAAAGGUGGUUCUGCUUGUACAGUAGAACUCACUGUUUCAUAUGAAGUUCCUCAGCUGCUGGUUCCGGUGGCAUCUGCUCUGCAGCCUUUUCUUGAAAGCUUGCUCGCUCGUGGAUUGGAACGGUUUGCAACGUUUGCUAAAACCUACUCGGCUAAAUCGACCAUGUAAUUAUCACGUGAGCGAGUUUAUUUGUUCAUCCUAAUUCCUUUCACAUGCGACCGAGAAAAAUUGGAAGAAUUUGGUAACCAACAUUUGUACCUUGUAAAGAUGAAUGCUAUAAUAUAUGAAGAGUUUUUUUUUUUUNGGGUACAAAUAAUAUAUGAAGAGUUGUUACAACUUUUCAAAGACUUGCUUUUUC
Molecule: messenger RNA, 1089 nt
Organism: Striga asiatica
Lineage: Eukaryota; Viridiplantae; Streptophyta; Magnoliopsida; Lamiales; Orobanchaceae
Source: the annotation of a GenBank genome assembly